Messenger RNA from Colletotrichum tamarilloi, 1053 nucleotides. RefSeq lists its product as uncharacterized. The record is from RefSeq and is a predicted model, not a curated record. The transcript has a single exon. Lineage: Eukaryota; Fungi; Ascomycota; Sordariomycetes; Glomerellales; Glomerellaceae. Bases 1 to 1053 code for a protein of 350 amino acids.
AUGGCUUUCUUUGAAGCAGACCGAACACACGAGAUCAGGAAAAAUCUCUACACCACAAUCUAUGAAGAUGAUCGCGAAGGUCAUACCAACUCAUUUUGGGCAUUCGAGUGUCGACAGAUGUUUCCAGAGAGGCAAGGAUUCUUCGUCGGCCAGGAAAUCUAUCCGGAUUAUUCAAAUCUGAAAAUUGACAGGGUUGUGUCGGAAUUGACGCCUCAUGGUCGGCUGCGCAAAGUGGUGACAGGGGAGGACAAGAAGCUAGGGGUUGGCCCAGCAGACAUCGCACAAGCGGAAAAUGAUGUCGAGACAAAAGCAUUGCUGGCUAUGAACAAAGAUCGCACCAACGCUGUUUACUGUCAAACUACCAGAGCAACGACGUUCCGAACCUGGAUUAUCCGAAAGCCGACAUGUCGACUCGAACCACUCUUCGGUGCUGAUACACGAGGGGACCCUCACCAGUACAUUGACAUUUGUACAUCCUUUGGACAAUACCAAUGGCACAGACUCGGAAGUCUUGUCAAAAACGAGCCAGAGCUUGAUCUAAGCCAUUUCGAGUUCCAGUUCGAUCUGAAGGCGAAUUUCGAGUGGGACCGGAAGCAUGAAAAGAUGCAAUUGGCGUUGGAAGAGAAGCACUCGGAAGACAUGGCAGCUCUACUUCUGCAACAAGAGGAAUUCAAUGCGGCAUCUAUCCCACAAGCUGCAGAGGAUCUCGAGCUGCCAUCGGCGAUGCAGGCUGAUAAUGAAGGUUUCGAGGAGGAAACCAGCGAAAUGUCCGAAACGCCAACUUUUGGACAAGAACAAGCCGAUGACAGCUACCAUGGUCAAAGCUCCCAGACUCAAGCUCAAGCCUCAAGCAGUCUCACGAUUUACAACGAGGUCCAACUUUCCGUCGAAAGGGGAAAGAAAGGGACUUACAUCGUUUUCAAUCACGAAGGAAGGUCGUUCAGAACGAAAAGGGAUCAGUGGACGAGUGCUCGCGACGAAAGCAACCGACAGUGUUACCAAUGGUACAGUAACAGUUUCAAGCUAUUCUUCAGAGCUUAUCAGUGGCCAUGA